AUGAACAACUUCAUGGACGAAGACUAUUGUUGUUGCUGCAAUAACUUGGUAACCAUAAUUUGCAAUCUCAUCAUCAUAUUAUUAGGACUUAUCGUUUUCCUCUUAUGGCUUAUCAUACAACCUAAGGCUGUCAAAUUCACAGUUACUAAUGCAUCACUUACUCAAUUCAGUAUCACAAACAACAACACACUUAACUACAAUCUCGUUCUUGACAUCAUGAUCCAAAACCCUAACCGAAAACUUGGUAUUUAUUACGAUAACAUCGAAACGCUUGUGUUUUAUAAAGAUUCUAGGUUUGAUUUUCAAACCUUAGAAACAUUUUUUCAGCAUCAAAAGGGUAUUGAUUUUUUUAGUCUAGUUUUUGAAGGUCAACAAGUGAUUUUUUUGAGUCGAUAUCAGAUUUCGAAGUUCGAGGAAGAGAAGAAAGAUGGAGUUUAUGGAAUAGAUGUGAAGAUUUUUCUUAAUGUGAGGUUUAAAUUAGGUUUGUUUAAGACAGGGAAGGCUAAACCUAAGAUUCGAUGUAAUUUGAAGGUUCCUUUGAGAACAAGUAAUGUAACUUUUUUGGGUGAUGGAUUUCAAGUCACUGAUUGUGAUUGGGGUUACAAAGGAAUAUUGUUUCGUUAG
Messenger RNA from Vicia faba (fava bean), 624 nucleotides. The record is from the annotation of a GenBank genome assembly. NCBI's taxonomy places the organism in Eukaryota, Viridiplantae, Streptophyta, Magnoliopsida, Fabales, Fabaceae.